Messenger RNA from Uncinocarpus reesii 1704, 2913 nucleotides. RefSeq lists its product as uncharacterized. The record is from RefSeq and is a predicted model, not a curated record. The transcript has 4 exons. The coding region runs from base 1 to 2913 and encodes 970 amino acids. NCBI's taxonomy places the organism in Eukaryota, Fungi, Ascomycota, Eurotiomycetes, Onygenales, Onygenaceae. Gene Ontology annotation, molecular function: hydrolase activity.
AUGCCUUUCAACACUAUUACCGUUGCUUCCGCGAUUGCACCCACGGUUCUCAAAACAUGGUGGGCUCAUCACUUCGGAGGAAAGCCACCCAAGCAGAAACCAACGCACCGUCUUUCCUACCAUGAGGGACUGGAGGUCAUCCGCCGCUUCAUGUACUAUUCCUCUCACCACACAGUCGAGCAGUUCCAGGCCUUCACCGCUCGCCGGGUCCCUUCACCCCACUGGGUCAAGCAGUCCAAUGUCGUGGUUCCCGCCGAGCACCUCGUGUCUGCAGGGCACCUCAUCAUCGCAGAGCUUGGUCCUGAAGGGAUUGACCGAGUUGGAGGGAAAACAUGGUGGCAGUGGAGAGGGGACGACGUUGCCCUUUAUGCCGAAUGGAUCGAGAUGAGGAGCGAUUAUACAGAACGGAGAAAUCUGGGUCAGAAAUCCAAACGGAUCAUAUUAUAUGUGCAUGGAGGGGCGCAUUACUUUGGAAGUGUGGAUACGCAUCGCUAUCAGUUGCAGCGCCAUGCAAGGAAGCUCAAGGCGAGGGUAUUUGCUCGGCCCGAAGAGAUAAUAUUUGCCGGAGAUUCGUCUGGGGGCGGAAUGGUGGCGUCGAUGCUUAUAGUUCUCCGUGAUCAAAAAAUACCAUUGCCUGCGGGGGCGAUUUUGAUCUCUCCGUGGCUCGACUUGACACAUUCGUUUCCUAGUAUGAAUGAUACCACAGGCCAGGACUACUUGCCUGUAUACGGCUUCAUGCAACGGCCGUCGAUGGGCUGGCCACCUCCAAAUGCCGACGAAAUGGGCGUAGUAACAAAUUGCGCCGGGAAGAUUCUCCAGGCUAUAAACUCUCCACCAGUGGCAGAUAGCACGACUACAGUUGAUGAACAUGCUAUCGAGCAGUUUUUCAUCCGCCAAGCUACUGCCACAACCCAAGCUGGCCAUCUUGAACGGUUGCCGGAACAUCGUACAGCCAGGUUUGGAGAUACCAGCCAUGACCACAUUCAACCAGACCAUCUACUAACGAUCCGUAUGGACGGAGUCGUCGUGGAAUUGAAAGAUCAAAUUCACAUGUAUACUACUAAUGAAAUGCUAUCGCACCCGCUCGUUUCACCAGUCUUGCAGCCGUCACUGGGCGGUUUGCCUCCUUUACUCAUUCUCACUGGUGGCGGCGAGAUGCUUCGAGAUGAACAAAUUUACUUUGCUCACAAAGCCGCUAAUCCCACAGCAUAUCUGCCAGGCGAAAAAUAUUUAAAUCGACACGACCCGGAACGAAAGACCAUAGGAAGAUAUGGCCCUACAUAUGUACAGCUACAGGUUUGGGAUAACCUCUGUCAUGUGGCCCCAACUCUCAGCUUCACCCAGCCGGCGAAGUACAUGUUUCGUUCGAUUGCGCAAUUCGGGGCUUGGGUGCUUUCACGAGCGCAAGAAGCUAGCAUUGAAAUCCCUGAUUGGAGUACGUCUUCCAGCGGAAAUAUUGAUUACCCUGGUGGGCAGCAACAGGGACGGUUCCAGCAACAGCAAGGUUUCAGAUCCGUUGGAAAGGCUGGUGAUCCUCUCCCACCAUUCCAUCGCCACAUGAUUCGACAGUUGAUUGACGGAUAUGGCAAUGUUCACCCAUUACCGGAUGAGUCUCAACUUCCAGCACUCAACAUCCCUCCUGAUGAUAUUGGAGAACCAAAGGUUGGGCCUGUAAGGCGGUGGAUGAACGCGAAGCAUGAGUGGGAUACCAAGUACGCCCGACAGAGGCGUAAAGUAUUGAAAAGGCGAGUAGAGGAGUUACUGUUGGGUAUUGAGGAGCUGGCUCCGGGAGAGAUACCGCCGCCCAGCUCUGCAGCAGCGAGGCGGGGCGUUUCUAUUCAACGGAUACGAAGACCUUCGAAGAAGAGUCGUGCUCUCACACUUUGGAAUUCUAUUGGGAAUAAGCACGAUGAAGCGGCCCUCAAAGAGACCGGAGAAUAUGGUGGUCGUUUUCGGGCUCCCAUGCCGAGGCCAGCAAGCGAAACCAGAGUGGUUACAGAUGUAGGGCAGUCAAAUGAGUCUGAAAGAGACGUUUCGGAGAAAUUCUCACCUCGUCGUCCAUCUUCACUCGCGUCUUCAAGGUACACCGAUUAUACCACUUUUCAAAACAACAACGCAAGAGAAAGCAAUGGAUAUAUCGAGGGGCGGAACACGCCUGGACUAGUUACGCCCCAGAUAACAGUCAAUCACCAUCCACAUCCAGGUGAAGCUCCACCGCGGAGUGCACUUCGCGACGCCCAUCCAAGGCACGAACGCUCUCUUCGGCAUCGAGACCCCAACGAUAGAGCUAGUACUCGAGCAAUUCGACAUGCUCAAGGGGUAGUAGGGCCUUCAUCUCCCAUCCACGAGUCAGAAUCGUCGCAAAACUGGGCAACUCCCCGCGAGUCAACCUCCGCGCUGCCGAGUAGGCAGUCUGUGCCAAUGCACACAAAAUCCUACCGUGCACCCAGGGAUCGCUUGGCCCCGAACGAUGCAAGUACUUCCGGAUUCGUCGAUCGUCGCAAGCUCCGCGUUGAGGAACCGGAUGAAGAUGAAGGGCCAAGUUAUGAGAACGCUUCCGACCGGUAUCCUCGAUACGACAUGGACCGUCCUGCACCUCUAAAUGCUACGAGGUCGCGCGGGUCGACACACCUCAGCAGUCAAGCGCGACCUAGCUUUGUGACGGCGCGGGGCUCGUCUAGACGUUAUUAUCAGGGCAAGGGAUUGGCUGAUGAGUUUAAUUCCACGGGGCCUACGGCACCGUCAGAGACGGAACCGUUCCCGCCGUUUCCGGCGAGUGAAAAUGUCAGCACCGGGUCACGGCUGGGAGCUGGGGUUAAUGGAGAUGUUGAAGCGAUGGAUGCGCGGAGUGGAUAUUCAAGUGCCUAUUCAGAUGAACGAGUUGGCGCCGAAAACGCGAGAAGAUAUUAUUGA